Messenger RNA from Paramecium pentaurelia, 432 nucleotides. The record is from the annotation of a GenBank genome assembly. NCBI's taxonomy places the organism in Eukaryota, Ciliophora, Oligohymenophorea, Peniculida, Parameciidae.
AUGAAAGAAGCAGAAAAAAGAUUUGGAGUGGAUAUUAGUAAAACUAAAGCAGUAUUAUAAAUAGAUGCACAAAUUGGUCAAAAAGAAAAAAAGAAUUAGAGAUAAAAAUAAAUCAUCAAAUUAGUAUAUGUAGCUAAUCUAUGUAUGAUCUUGAAAGAUAAGAUUCCUUAAAAAGCUUUUCUGUUUAUUUAAAUAUAUUAAAUUUAGAUUCAUUCAUUUAGGGAUCUGACAAAUAAAUAACAAAAUGUAUCUUAUUUUUAUAAACAAUUUAAAAAUAAUAUAUUACUAAUAAUCUAUAUUACAUAUUAUCAAUAUAUCAAAGGGAACUAGAAAAAUAAAAAUUAGUUUAUAUGUAAUUGGAAUUAUAAGUAAUUAUAUCUAAAAUAAUACAUAGAAUUACUAAAAAUUAAAGUUUUAGAACAAAUUGUUUGA